AUGGCGAUUGGAGGGGACUGGAGACGCGACGAUCCCGGAGCAAGGGCGAGAGCUCGUGAUCUGGAGGAGAGAAUCAGUUCUGGAGAAACAAGAACGCCAGACAGGCCCAGGCAGCGACGUUCACGAGCAGACGAAGGGGAGCAGAGGACGAAAGGACGGGAGUCUGGAGGAUGGGAUGUUGUUCCAGCCGACUCGAGAAAAGGAGUCUCGGACUAA
Trichophyton rubrum CBS 118892 is the source of this 216-nucleotide messenger RNA. RefSeq lists its product as uncharacterized. The transcript has a single exon. Lineage: Eukaryota; Fungi; Ascomycota; Eurotiomycetes; Onygenales; Arthrodermataceae. Bases 1 to 216 code for a protein of 71 amino acids. The record is from RefSeq and is a predicted model, not a curated record.